AGUGCUGCAAAACGCCAAACUCUUUAUCAAGAGAAUCCUCACUAAGCGCAAUUGCAUUUAAACAAACAAUUAAUUGCCAUUAUUGACAGAGAUCUGCGAAACAAAGACUUACACCAUGUCCGCUGAGGAAGUGCCUUUGGCGGCCAUAGCUAAUAUGCCGUCGGCUAUCCAGUUCGAUCCAAAAAAGGACUUCCACACGCACACCCAUCAGAAGAUGUUGGAUCAGGGUUUUCUAGGUAACGAGCGUCGUCCGUGGAUCCGCCAAAAGCCUCACAAAGACACACGACGAGAGCGCGAGAUCCUCAAUAGUCUGCUAAACUCCACCACCGUGGAAAUGGAUGAAGCCAGCAGUUGCGUUGAUAAAUUGAUUGCAGAGAACAUCAGCUACCGGGAUUUGGCUUCCCUCACGGACGAAGACUUGAAACUUUUCGGAUUCAAGUCGGAGCAACAACGCAACCAGCUGCUAAAGAUGUUUGACAAAAUGCCCAAUCAAGAUCCCAGUUACGAAUAUCUUAUUAAUCAUCCAGACGCCAAGGCCUAUAACAAUCAGAUCCUGGGCAAAGCUGGCAGCCACUUUAUGUCUUUGCGAGCCUCCUUGGCGGUCACCAACUAUAAGCUGCAGGUCUCUACUCCAGAGGACGUCGUCGUGGGCGACAAACACUAUGCCAGCUACUUUGCCCAGGAAACUCUGAAGAGCGUUAAGCAAAUCACGGAGGAGAUAGCCAAUGACCUCCGGAAAAUCGAAGCCAAUGCCAAGAACGCGAGAAACCAGAAGGAAGUCCAGGCCAAGGAGAAACAAAAGAAGAAAAAGUUUAGCCUGGCCACUGUUUUGUACUUCACCACAUUGGCCGUGGGGUUUUCGUGCGCUUGGUUUUGGUGGUGGACCAAGUUUCACAGUGCUCCUCGACUGGAGCGGAUCUCUGUUCAGACCUAAAACAACCGACAACGAAGCAUUUGAUAGCUGCAUUCCCAUUAUCUCGUAGUAUUUAGGUUGCUAAGCUUUUGGAUAAUCUCAAGCUGUAUUGAAGUUCUACUGCCUAACAUGAACAUUUGAUAAGCAUUAAAAAUGGUAUUACAAAUUGAGAAAAAA
Drosophila eugracilis is the source of this 1090-nucleotide messenger RNA. RefSeq lists its product as uncharacterized. Lineage: Eukaryota; Metazoa; Arthropoda; Insecta; Diptera; Drosophilidae. Bases 116 to 934 code for a protein of 272 amino acids. The transcript is spliced from 2 exons. The record is from RefSeq and is a predicted model, not a curated record.